CUACCCCCAUCUCCUGGCGAUCGAUCCCCAUUAGAAUCCCCCCAACGUGUGCUGUUCCGCUUUUGCGUCGUACAUCGUCGUCUGCUGUGUUGCGAAACAGAAGAUAAAGCGAAAGGGACCAAACCGACCGGCGGGAGGUUCGGAGAUGGCCGCGGCUGCGGAGACCUCGGCGAAGGUGGGGGCGCCGAGAAGAUGGUCUCUUCAAGGGAAGACGGCGCUCGUCACCGGCGGCACCCGCGGAAUCGGGCGUGCGGUGGUGGAGGAGCUGGCGGCGCUGGGGGCCACCGUGCACACAUGCUCCCGGAAGGAGGAGGAGCUGAGCGAGCGCCUCAAGGAGUGGGAGGCCCGGGGAUUCCGCGUCACCACCUCCGUCUGCGAUCUCUCGGUUCGGGACCAGCGUGAGCGCCUCCUCCGCCAAGUCGCUGACCUCUUCGGCGGCAAGCUCGAUAUCCUCGUAAACAAUGUGGGGACAAACAUAAGGAAGCCAACCACUGAAUUUUCUGCCGAGGAAUACUCUUUUAUGAUGGCGACUAAUCUUGAAUCUGCGUAUCAUCUGUGCCAACUUUCGCAUCCUCUUCUGAAAGCAUCUGGGUCAGGGAGCAUUGUUUUCAUAUCAUCAGUCUGUGGAUUGGUAGCUGUAUUUAGUGGUUCUCUCUAUGCUAUGACAAAAGGUGCAAUCAACCAAUUAACCAAGAACCUAGCAUGCGAAUGGGCGAGAGACAACAUACGAUCCAACUCUAUUGCCCCGUGGUAUAUCAGGACUUCACUUACCGAAGGAGUAAAGCUUUUGCUUAUCAACCAUCCUGAUUUAUCAUGUUUGGAUACUUGUCAUUUUAAGUCAGAACAUGUAGUCAAGUAUUCAACUAAUUGUCAGGAUACGGUAUUCAGGCUACAUACAACUGUACUUGCAUCAAGCUUUUGGCAAAUAAGGACUUUGAAGGUGCUGUGGUGAGCCGAACUCCACUUAGGCGUGUUGGAGAACCUGAAGAAGUAUCAUCGCUGGUUGCUUUUCUUUGCAUGCCUGGUUCCAGUUACAUUACUGGCCAGACGAUCUCGGUUGAUGGAGGUAUGACCAUUAAUGGACUCUAUCCAAGUUAAGAUUAAUGGACUAUCAAGAAGACGGUAUGUUCCUGCUGUCCAGAAACGGCCAUAUAUGUUGUUCUUGGGCUUUGCAAGCAGAGCGAAUAUUGUGUAAACUGACAUCACCAUGAAUAUAUAUUUCUUGUGCGUUUGAAGAAAUUGUCCGGUUUCUUUUUCCAA
Messenger RNA from Oryza sativa Japonica Group (Japanese rice), 1260 nucleotides. Its product is annotated as tropinone reductase homolog At5g06060. The record is from RefSeq and is a predicted model, not a curated record. Lineage: Eukaryota; Viridiplantae; Streptophyta; Magnoliopsida; Poales; Poaceae. Gene Ontology annotation, molecular function: oxidoreductase activity.